ACUGGGGAGAUACCACUCUUAAGAGGGGAGGGGAGUGGAUUGACAAUGUGUUUCAAAACAAGUGAUGACUGAUUCACAGCCAACAGUCAAAACAGGUAAAGCAGACUUUCUUCAUCAUCCAGGCAGAAAAGGAACACCUUUACCAUUACCUACCUUCUGUCUACACCUGAGCAGCAGACAUUCAUACCUGAUGAGCCACCUGUGGAGCCACACACUCUAAUCUUCUCAACAUUAAGAACAAACAAGAUGGAGAAAGAACCGCCACAGGAUGACGAGCAGCUCAAUGACAUCCCCGAAAAUCUGGACUGGCUUCUGAGCACAGACGCCGAGAUCAUUCCUAUGGACACCAACAUUCAAAUGAAUAGUGACACCACUGACAGUGUUGGCACGUCAGCAUUCACCAGGGAGCGGCUCUUUAAAGCAGCAUCCCAGGGAGACACAACUAAGCUCGAUGGUCUGCUCAACUACCUGUUGGUUAAUAAUGAAAAACGACUUACAAGUCCAGAGUUUACAGUCAUGUGUCCUCAAACAUGCUUGUGCAUUGUUAUGAUGCUCCAGAUCGAGCCUCUUAAAAGUAUCCUCACGGACAAAUGGGACAGGUUUGCUUCCAAGUUAUUCUGGAUGAAUUUCGUGGUGUAUCUGGUAUACCUGGUCAUCUUCACCACUGUGGCCUGCUACAGAAAGGAAGGGGAGCCACCGUUUCCCAUUGAAAACGUCAAGGUCGACCCUCUCCGCCUCAUUGGCGAGUUCAUCACUGUCUUAGGAGCAGUGUGGUUUCUCUACAAAUCGAUAACUAUUUUUAUAUGGAACCCACCAAGCUUCACGUCUCUGUACACUGAUGGAGUCUUUGACAUUCUGUUUUUCCUGCAGGCAACACUUCUCCUGAUUUGCACAAUCUUAUACGUCACUGGACGGAGAGAAUAUGUUGGACUCCUCGUGUUGUCUCUGGCCCUUGCCUGGAUCAACGUCCUUUACUAUUCGAGAGGCUCUAAACAUAUGGGGAUAUACGCUGUCAUGAUGCAAAGAAUGAUCCUGAGUGACCUGUUGACCUUUUUAUGUGUCUAUUCGGUCUUGCUUGUUGGAUUCUCAGCAGCUCUGGUUUCUCUGAUGGACGACUCCGCUGCAGCUCAAGAUCAAACACCAAACAAUGACUCACUGCCACAGGGAAGGAGCUUUGAUGUCGAGCCAUUCGUAUGCGAGAAGCCGACUUACGAUGACCUCCGUUUCACAGUACUGGAGCUCUUCAAGUUCACGAUUGGAAUGGGAAAUCUGGAGUUCACCGACCAUGUGCAGUAUAAGGAGGUUUUCUACAUCCUGCUCAUCACGUACAUCGUUCUCACUUACAUCCUGCUCCUCAACAUGCUCAUCGCCCUGAUGGGCAACACAGUCGAAAGACUCUCCAAAGAAAAUAUAAACAUCUGGAACCUGCAGAGAGCUUCUACAAUUUUGGACAUAGAGAGAGGACUGUCCAGGUUUGUGGAGAGUUGGCUGUUUUCCAGUGAGCGUUUUAAGACGUUGUGUCUGAAAGAUGAAAAGGGCAAGAGUCGCACAUUUUUCAGGGUGCAGGAGACGAACUGGCAAAAAUGGAGGUCAGGGCUGACUGUGAUCCAAGCUGAAGACCCAGUGAAUCUCAGGAUGCGGCUGCCGCCUCGCUCCCGCUCGUCAGCGAGACUGUGGGAGAGGAAUGCAAUCUUGGAGAGGAUUCGUGCCAGAUAUCAACAAAGACAUAGUUCCAUCUUUCCUUGAUUUUACAUAUCAAAUAAUAGUAGUACACUUGUAAUAAUAAUAUUAAGCAUUUAGAUUCAAGUUUCUUGAAACUUUAAAUGUGAAUGAGUGAUACUGUGAACCAACACAGUCUGAUGAUGCUGACAGCAGAAGAGCACUCACACAUCUGUGUGCUGGACAAAAGAAGUGAUGCAAGGGUCACCAGAGGUCACUGUUCCACUGAUGCAGCGUGCGAUGUCUUCUCACCACCAUGCUGUGGAGAAACAGCAGAGGGAAUAAAGGACUUCUUGUUAAUGUUUUUACGGGCCAGUGGGACUUCAUAGCGUCGGAAUGAAGUAACUGUAACUGAAAGGAGUGAUGAGAUGGGUCCUCUGUGAUCAGGGUGGCUUUCCUGACCACAGAGCGCUGAUAUAGUUCAGAGAGUGGUGUUUGUGGUGAACCUGUUUUUUUUUUUUUGCCCUGAUUAACUAUGUGGGAGAGUUUUGUUUUAUUUUUGGUGGAGAGGGAGCUGUACCAGGAUGUAAUGUUAAAAGGGAGGAUGGAUUCAAUGAGUGAAGUGUAAACCAGAGUUAAAAUGUGUGCACUGACAUUAAAAGUCCUCCGUUUCCUCAGCA
This is a messenger RNA of Solea solea (common sole), 2339 nucleotides long. Its product is annotated as transient receptor potential cation channel subfamily V member 1-like. Gene Ontology annotation, biological process: calcium ion import across plasma membrane. Lineage: Eukaryota; Metazoa; Chordata; Actinopteri; Pleuronectiformes; Soleidae. Gene Ontology annotation, cellular component: membrane. Bases 247 to 1746 code for a protein of 499 amino acids. The transcript is spliced from 11 exons. Gene Ontology annotation, molecular function: calcium channel activity. The record is from RefSeq and is a predicted model, not a curated record.